UGCCCCCAGGCCCGGCGUGCCCGCCGCGGUGGUAGCGCAGGGGCCGGGGCACGGGACCCAGGAGCGCGGAGCCCACCACCGCGGCCGGAGGGGGACCGCACCUCGGGCCGUGGAGCACCGAGCGCGCCCUCCCGCCCUGGCCGCGGUGACCCAGCCGCGCCGACGCGCCAGAUUCCAACAAGAUCAUGGCGGAGCAUUGCCACACGCAGAAGCAGCUCGAUUUACAAAAUGGUAGCUUAGAGGCAAGCUUGGUGGCAAAUUCCCUUGAGGACGAUUCCCCAAACAUGAUGGAGAGCCUGAGCCCGAAGAAAUAUUCUUCCAGCCUGAGAUUUAAAGCCAAUGGAGACUAUUCUGGCUCUUAUUUAACCCUCUCACAACCUGUGGCUCCUAAGAGAAGCCCUUCCCCUCUGGGAACCAGUGUCAGGAGCAGCCCCUCCCUGGCCAAAAUCCAGGGAAGCAAGCAGUUCUCCUGUGAUGGGACUGACAAAAAUAUUUCCAUGAAACCGCCCACCCCUCUACUCAGCACUUCCCCCUCCCUCAGUGGGUACCCACUUGGGAGAGGGGACUUCGACCAUUAUACUGGCCGGGACAGUGAAAGGUCCUUGAGGCUCGCAGAGAAGCCUCCCUACUCCAAAUAUAGCUCAAGGAAUAAAUCCCACGACAAUGUCUACUUUCUCGGGGGGCUGGAAGGCCGGAAGGUGUCCGGCUCGCUCCUGGCCAUGUGGAACGGAAGUCCCCUGAGUGACACGGGCCCCUCUCCCAUCAGCAGAUCGGGGGCAGCAAGCAUGCCUUCAAGCCCAAAGCAAGCCAGGAAAAUGAGCAUCCAGGACAACCUGACCCUUCAGCCCAAGUUGAGCCAACACAAGGAGCCGGCAUCUGAAAACAUGGGUUUAAGAACUAGGAAGUAUUCGGGCAGCAGCCUGAGUCACAUGGGAGCCUACAGCCGCUCUCUCCCCAGGUUACACAGGGCCACCGACAACCAGCUGACACCCCUCAGUUUGCCUCCCAGAAACUCUCUGGGCAGUUCCAAACGAACAAAACUGGGGGAAAAGGAUCUACCUCAUAGCAUCAUAGACAAUGACAAUUACCUGAAUUUUUCUUCUUUGAGCUCAGGGGCUUUACCCUAUAAACCCUCAGCGUCUGAGGGCCAUCCUUACGUCAGUUCCACCCUCAGUGUCCCUGCCAGUCCGCGAGUGGCUCGCAAGAUGCUUCUGGCCUCCACCUCCUCCUGUACCUCCGAUGACCUUGACAGGGCUUCCUACUCUGGGCCUGGCCCAGGUCACUCGUUUCCUCCCGGGGAGCCGGACAGAGUGUUUGCCGCCAGGAGGAACUUCUCUUGUGGAUCUGUCGAGUUUGAUGAUGCAGAUUUGGACAGCCUCAGACAGGCCUCAGGAACUCCCCAGCCCAUCCUUCGGGAAAGGAAAAGCAGCAUCAGCUCCAUUUCAGGCCGCGAUGACCUGAUGGAUUAUCACCGGCGGCAGAGGGAGGAGAGACUCAGGGAGCAGGAGAUGGAGCGACUGGAGAGACAGCGUCUGGAGACCAUCCUCAGUCUCUGUGCUGAAUACACAAAGCCCGACCGUCGCUUGUCCACAGGCACCACCGUGGCCGAUGUGCAGAAGAUCAAUAAGGAGCUUGAGAAGCUGCGGCUCUCUGAUGAGGAGUCCGUGUUUGAAGAAGCCAUGGUGAGCCCUGACGCCAGGUACAGGUGCCGCCCGAAAGGCUCUCUCAACGAUGCGGACUCGGCAAUCUUCGGGAGCGUCGGGCAGAGCAGUUCUGGCUUCCUGUCCCCCAGGAGCAGCAGGAAUGAUGACCUGCUCAGGGACCUCACGCCUCCCUUUCUGAAAACUUCCAGCGAGUCUGCUUAUCUUAGUAUCCUACCGAAGACCCCAGAGGAUAUAAACGAAGAACAAAGGAUUCAGGAGUUGGCAGCAAUGGAAGAGACCCGGAUAGCAAUUCUAAAUAACCUCGAAGAACUUGAACAAAAAAUCAAAGAUAUCAAUGACCAGAUGGAUGAAUCUUCCAGAGAGUUGGAUAUGGAAUGUGCUCUUUUGGACGGAGAACAGAAAUCUGAAACAACUGAACUUAUGAAAGAGAAGGAAAUUUUGGAUCAUCUAAAUCGGAAAAUAGCAGAACUGGAAAAGAACAUCGUUGGUGAAAAGACCAAGGAGAAGGUAAAGCUUGAUGCUGAGAGGGAAAAACUAGAGAGGCUUCAGGAGCUUUACUCCGAGCAGAAGACCCAGCUGGACAAUUGUCCUGAGUCCAUGAGGGAGCAAUUACAGCAACAACUGAAGAGGGAUGCCGACCUGUUGGACGUGGAGAGCAAACACUUUGAAGACCUGGAAUUCCAGCAACUUGAGCGUGAGAGCCGUCUGGAUGAGGAGAAGGAGAACCUGACCCAACAGCUCCUGCGUGAAGUAGCCGAAUAUCAACGGAACAUUGUGACUCGAAAGGAAAAAAUUUCUGCAUUGAAAAAGCAAGCCAAUCACAUUGUCCAGCAGGCUCAAAGAGAACAAGAUCAUUUUGUGAAAGAAAAGAAUAAUUUAAUAAUGAUGUUGCAAAGAGAAAAGGAAAAUCUUUGUAAUUUGGAAAAGAAAUACUCCAGCCUCUCUGGGGGGAAAGGGUUUCCUGUCAACCCCAGUACUCUGAAAGAGGGCUAUAUCAGUGUAAAUGAAAUUAAUGAGCCAUGUGUCAAUUCCACGAAUCUAUCCCCUUCCACUCAGUUCCCCGCUGAUGCUGAUGCUGAUGCCACUGGGCCUACCACAGCUGUGCUGGUGAGCCAGCCACAAAAUAAAGAGCAAAGAUCACCUGUCUGUUCUGGAUUUAUGUUUCCUUCCACCCUUUCUCCUCAUCCUAUCACUCAACCUCCAUCAGCCCCUUGGCCCGAAGCCCUGGCUCCGUCUGUCGAUCCUUUCCUUUUAAAUGACACACCUCCUCCUCUACCAGCUAAGAAAUACAGAAGGCAGCGACAACAACAGGAGCAACAGCAUUUUAGAAGUCUGGAAGAAAGGAAAAAACAGCAUAAAGAAGGCCUCUAUCUGAGUGACACUUUGCCUCGAAAGAAAACCACACCUUCCAUAUCCCCACAUUUCAGCAGUGCUACUAUGGGGAGAAGCACCGCCCCGAAGGUUCACCUGCCCCUGGGACAGAGCAGUAGCUGCGGCAGCGUCCUCCCUCACUCGCUGGCAGCCGUGACCAAAGACUCAGACUCCCGGAGGGUGCUCAGAGGAAGGAUGAAUUUCUCAGCAGGAGCAAUUAGUAAUUCCAAAAGUUCAAGUAUCAAAGGGUAUAAUCACCAACAGAUGAGUGAAGGACAAAGGCAGAAAUCUUCUGAAUUUUACAACCGCACAGCAUCUGAAUCAAAUGUCUACUUGAACAGUUUCCACUACCCCGAUCACAGCUAUAAGGACCAGGCCUUUGAUACGUUGAGCCUAGACAGCUCCGAUAGCAUGGAGACCAGCAUCUCCGCCUACUCACCUGACAAUAUCUCUAGUGCCAGCACUUCAAAUAUUGCCAGAAUAGAAGAAAUGGAGAGACUUUUGAAGCAGGCUCAUGCAGAAAAGACCCGACUGCUUGAAUCCAGGGAACGGGAAAUGGAAGCCAAGAAACGAGCUCUGGAAGAAGAAAAACGACGGCGAGAACUCCUGGAAAAACGAUUGCAGGAGGAAACUAGCCAGCGGCAGAAGUUAAUCGAAAAGGAAGUAAAAAUCAGGGAGAAACAAAGGGCACAGGCUCGACCUCUGACACGCUAUCUGCCUGUCCGGAAGGAAGACUUCGAUUUGCGAAGCCAUGUAGAGACUGCUGGCCACAAUAUCGAUACCUGUUACCACGUGUCGAUCACAGAGAAGACCUGCCGAGGAUUCCUUAUCAAAAUGGGUGGAAAAAUUAAAACUUGGAAAAAACGAUGGUUCGUUUUUGAUCGGAACAAGCGCACAUUCUCUUAUUAUGCAGACAAGCAUGAAGCUAAAUUAAAAGGAGUAAUAUACUUCCAAGCCAUUGAAGAAGUGUAUUAUGAUCACCUCAAGAACGCUAAUAAGAGUCCUAAUCCAUUACUCACCUUUAGUGUCAAGACGCACGACAGAAUCUACUAUAUGGUUGCGCCGUCGCCGGAAGCCAUGCGCAUCUGGAUGGAUGUUAUAGUCACUGGGGCAGAAGGUUACACGCACUUCUUGUUGUAGUGAAUAACAGUCUACUUCAGGGCUGACUGCAAUAAUCUCUUACAAGAAUGAAGCCAUACUCAAUCCCAGAUGGAAAGACCCAACAGACCCAUCCCUCUCACUGUGUAUACUCAGAACUCCUUUUAUAUUAAUAGAAAGUCAUUUAUAAAAGAGAAAAAAGGGGUUUAGAUUCAAAGCUGGAUGAUAAAUAGCGAAAGGAUUGAAGCACCUAUGAGAAAAAAAAAACACUGUUUUGGUAAAUAGCAUCACUUAUAGGAAUAUUUCUUAUAAACUGUUUUUAUUGAUUGUUUACUUUGGUGAAAUAAACGGAAUGGUUUACAAAAUGUAUGUACUUGGAAAUAUGAAAUUAUUUUAGCACCCCAGUUAUUGGCAUUGACAUUAUUGGUUAUCAACUGGUAUUUUAAAAAGCAUUUUGCUGAAGGUUAUUUUAUAAAUAGAAGCAAAUAAGGGUUUGGAGGGGAAUAUAUUUUAGGAGGAGUUUUGCCCUAAUUAUUAAGUACUGCACCUAAACCAAAGACUUGAUAUGACUUCUGUUUAACAGUGGUAGUUUCAGGUGACGAACCGCAUUUAGUGUUACUCUACAUUUUAAAAUGGUACUUUGAUGCCAUCAACUGUCUAGAAAGUUGACUCUGAACAGUUACCACUGGUAUAAGCUACUGUACAUAGAAAGCAAAUCACUUUUUGUAAAAGAAGAAAAAACAAAAAGUUGUGUUUUAGAUAGAAGCCGUCUUAUUAGACAUUCUGUCUCUUUGAGCAAUUUAAAAUAAGGAGAAGAUUUCAUAUUUUGCUAAAGAUUCCUCCAUUCCUGGUGCUGAGAAUAAAGGUAGCCAGCAGCCGAUUUCCUGUAGAUUGUCUGUUUCCUCUUUUUUGUAGAACACACCUGUUAAAUGCAGCCUCACGUGCCAUAACGAUGAAAUCAGAGCUCUGUUUUCACCAAAGAACAGACCAAUUAAAAUACUUAUUUACAGAAGUAGCAUAGUUCUAUAAAAAGGAAAAUGAACUUUGACUUAAUGUUCUUUGUAAUGUACUAUUUUAUUAUGUAUUUCUUUACAUUUAGCCUUUGUUUUUUAGAGUUAAAUUAAUUUUUGUUGAAUGAAAUGACUUCAGGCAAGUCUCUUUUAUAACAGUUUUUCAAAUGACUUUAUCCUGGUUUGUCAUGUGUGUAUUUGCAAGUAUAAACAUACUCUUUCCUAAAAGUUGGCAAAUGAAUAGAAGUAGGAAAUAAUGGCUUUGCUUACUAGGACAGGGUGAAAUGAUUAGAUUGGAAGUGUCCGUAAAAUCUUUGUCAGGCCUGACGGGGUACAAUUUUUAAAACUUUGCAGUGUGGUUUGUAUACAUGUAUACAUGUUGCCAAUAAUAAGAUUUUGCAACUGGAUAACACAUGAUUUUACUUGAACAGUGGAGGACAAAGUCACGAUUGCAAAAGACAUUUUUAUAAUAUGUUUUUUCAGAGAUUACCCCAAACCCGUAAUGAUCUAAAAGAGUGAAAUGCAAUUGCUAAAAUUUUGUUGGUUAAUGUAAAGAUGUAACUUGUCUGUACUGUACUUUAUAGGAUUAUAAAGAUAUUCUAAUCAGCAUUAUAUUUUGCAUGAUGUAGUAAACCUUUUAAAAUGUGUGUUAAAAUAUGUUGAAUAUGGAUUAAAAUGUUGACCAGAUUUCACAUUUGAAAAUAAACUCAUCUCUCAUUAGGAGGUUACCUAUUGGUGACAUGGCAGGGGAUGGAUUAAUCAGCAAAAGUCAAUUGUGAAUCUCCACAAAAGUUGUUGUGUGCUAACAUUAUGAUUUGUAGUUUUAUAAAUUGAAGUAAUUCUAA
Molecule: messenger RNA, 5988 nt
Organism: Mirounga angustirostris (Northern elephant seal)
Lineage: Eukaryota; Metazoa; Chordata; Mammalia; Carnivora; Phocidae
Gene: PHLDB2
Product: pleckstrin homology like domain family B member 2
Exons: 21
Coding region: 186-4175 (1329 amino acids)
Biological process (GO): regulation of microtubule cytoskeleton organization
Cellular component (GO): basal cortex
Source: RefSeq, a predicted model, not a curated record